This is a messenger RNA of Suillus clintonianus, 1264 nucleotides long. RefSeq lists its product as uncharacterized. The record is from RefSeq and is a predicted model, not a curated record. NCBI's taxonomy places the organism in Eukaryota, Fungi, Basidiomycota, Agaricomycetes, Boletales, Suillaceae. The transcript is spliced from 7 exons. Gene Ontology annotation, molecular function: transmembrane monodehydroascorbate reductase activity. The coding region runs from base 297 to 1082 and encodes 261 amino acids.
GUCCUUGAAAGCUUGACCAACGGUUCAAUUGCGGCUAGUGACUUGGCUAAGUCCGACUAGUUGACAAGAACAGUGACGAGUCUCCUUUAUUCGUAAGUCCAUGCGUCAGAUAUACAUGAAUUGGUCCUUGGGUGUGCGCAGCACGAUUGGUCGCAGUUACGUGGCAGUGGGCACUACCGGACUAGUACAGUAGCUAGACUCGAACUGGUCGAGCAGCGCUCAGAUAGCUGCGGUUCGCUUUUAGAGCGCGCCACGUAGACGUUUCGCCAUCUCUCAUCCUCUCUAGAUCAUCUACCAUGCCAGAGCGUGCGCCCAGUGAACUGACGGAAUCCGAAGAACAUUACAGACUACUAGACGCAAGCGGUCAUCCGGAAACCUCAGUAGAGCAUCUGCCUUUCCCAGCACCAAUCAUGGGCUCUGACAGCGCCGAUAAAUCCGAGGAACGCCGGGGGGACAAGCUCGCUGCAUAUGGAGCACUCGUUUCCAUGCUGGUCUUCGUGUGCGUCACUUGGUUCGUCGUGUUCACCAAUAACCCUACAUCAAUGGGGUGGUUCCCCGUCCACCCAUUACUCCAGAGCUUAGGUCUUGGCUGCUUCACCUAUGGGAUCCUGACACUCCAACCAACCGCACACCCCAAAACUAAAGCAGCUGGUUUGCAACGACACCAGAAAACGAUGCUUGCCGUCGGCUUCCCAUGCAUCGCUUUGGGCACCCUGGCGAUUGAGAUCCAGAAAUUCAACCGAGGACAUGGACAUUUCGCGACGUGGCAUGGGAUUUUCGGACUUGUUUCUGUCGCAUGGCUCGUGGGCCAAGUGAUACUUGGCGGCGGAAGUGUGUGGUUUGGAGGUGCUGCAUUUGGGGGCGGUAUGAAGGCCAAGAUGAUAUGGAAAUACCACAGGCUGUCUGGCUAUGUCUUAUUCCCUCUUCUCCUGAUUACUGCUCAUCUUGGCGGCGCGUGGUCCACUUGGGUGACAUCCCAUAGCCAGCCAGUAGUGCGGUUUGUCGGGUAUACCGUAGCGCCGAUAGUCGCGAUUCUAGCUAUAUACGCGCGUGUCAGAACCUCCAAAAUGAAAUUCUUAUGACCUCCACCGAUUUUAUUUGUCUUUAAUUAAAUUAUUGUAGUAGCAGAAAACUCGUAUAUGUUUAUGUGCCCUAAGCUGUGGAAGGUCCAGUAGCAGGUACUGCGGAAGUUGAUUCCGGGACGGGCGUUGAAGGUGGCAACUGCAACUGUGGAGUCGGUAUCACUUCUGCCAGAAAUCCUGGC